AUGGUGCGUUUAACUGUUUCCGUAGAGGAUACUCUCGCAGCUCGCCUGCUUGGUUCCGGAGAGUUCAAUACAGGUGUUGACUCGCUCGACACCGCUUUGACGUUACAAUUUCGAGUGCAUUACCACCUUUUCGGGGCAGGAACUACUGCAGUCAUUGGCCAAGUGCUAUUGGACGACUGCGAGAAGCUUGAAAAGAGUUUGAAAGCCAGUGGGAUCGAUUCUCACACAAGUGGAUUGAUCAAGAACAUCAUCUACAAUGCCAAAGGAGUUCUGUGCUUCCAUAUGGGCCAAAUAGAGGAGUCUGUACGACUUCUUGGAAUGGCAAGUGGCAUAAGCAUACAAUAUGAAAAGUACAAGGAAUAUCUGGAUCUAGAGAGUUUAUAUUACCGUGGGCUCUGCAAGAGAUCAACAUCAAUUUAUUUCCAAGAGCUGUUCAAGAUUAUAGAUAAAAUACCCAAGGAAUCCCAGGGACUGACGUUGCAUUAUUUGCAUCUUAUAUUGGGUGAGAUUGCUAAAAAACAUAAAGCGAAGGAUAUUUUAGAACAUUUCCCAAAGAAAAAUUCACUGACACUAUUAGCCAUAUCAUUCACGCAAGAAUGCGAUGAGAAAACUUUCUUCGGCUUCACACCAGAGGUUUUGCAGAAUUCCAAGUUCCCAAGAGCUGAUGAGACCAACAACAUAGACUUGGAACAGUUCCACGCCUUUUUACCUCAUUUUUUCAAGACCCAGAAGUCAAUCUCAUCAGAGUGGUACAGCUUCAUCGUGGCAUCCAUGGAGAAGACUUUCCAAUCCGUUGAUGUAGCCAAGAGUGCCAUGAUAUAUUUCGCGAGAUCUUCCAAUCCAAGCAAAUUCAAUGGAAGGGAGGCACUUUUAAAUUUCGUCAAUUUUGCAAGGUACAGUGAAAAACAGUUUGAGGUAAAUGGGAGUUAUGAUGACAUUAUAUCUUUAAUUGAAUGCUAUGCAUUUGCUUUAGAGUUAGUGGACGAUGCUUCUUGGAAUAUUGAGAACGUCUUUGACCUUGAAGAGACGACCAGGAAGUUAGAGAGCUUACUGGCCUUUUUUUACAGUGAGUACAAAUUCCCUCUGAUGGAAAAUGGCGACUCACUCAACUGGCUCGAGAAUUCUUCCAAACUCUUCCUACCAAAAACCGUUUCAGACGUACUCGCAAAAGCUUGGGGUACACUAUAUCUUAAGAGGGCCGAAUUCUUGGAAUAUCUACUAUCCAAUGACUUAGCAUGUUAUCUGUCGAAUGCCAUGUGCGUUGCGUCAAAGGUUGACAAUCUAGUUGACCUGCAGUUUCAAUACUCGUAUGUUUUGGCAGUUCAAAGACAUACUGAGCCUGCAAUAAAGAUCCUGAAGACAGUACUGUUGGAGGCCAAUCCGGACUGUUACAAGGCUUGGCAUUUACUAGCACUUUGUGAAUCUAUUCGCGAGGAUAAAGAAACCUCCUUCAAAAUUGUUUGUUCUGUUUUGGAAGCCAUGAAGGAGAGCUUUAAUGAGAAGAAAUUAAAGCUAGUAGAGAGAUGGCAAUUUGUCCAGUUGAAAUUGACACAAUUGGGUUUAAUUGAAGAAAUAUUUGGCACACUUGAUGCAACAGAAAUGUUGCCUGAAGUGUUUGAAUUGUUUUCAACUUUAUUUCCAGAAGAUACAAAGGAGUUUGAUCGUAUCGGCAAGGAGUGUAACCAAACGAAGGAUUACUUAAUGCAACUUAUCUGGGUGUUUUCCGCAAACAUGUACAUGAGACUGGGGGACCGAGUCGACGAUUCGAAGAACGCUAUAAAAGAAGCCAAAAGAGUCACUGACGCUUUUAAGAAUCUCAAUUGCGAUAUAGCAACCGGAUUUUUGAACGCACUAACCGGAGACAAAAAGGAAGCAUUAAAGAAGUUUGAAUCCGUGUUGUUUUACGAUCCGAUGAAUGUCAAUGCGAUGAUUGGUUUUGCCGAAAUCGUCUUCCCUGAAGAAUUGACCGGAUCAGAAAGUACUCUGAGUAACUACUAUCAGCUGAAUGGAUCAUCUGCAUGUUUACAUACAGCGGAAAAGGAUAAUCGAGUUUUCGCUAAUGACGUCGAUAAAUCUGUCGCUUGUGCAAGAUUGAAGUUUAUGUUGGAGUAUGCCAUCACUAAAUCCAUAGAAGCCUACCACUCCCCGGAGGUAUGGUGGUAUCUGUCUCUGGUUUACGAAAAAUACGAGGAUAAAACUUAUAAAGAAUCGUUACUCAAUUGCAUACGAUACAAGGAAUCCAAUCCAAUACGGGGGUUCCGAUUUUGUAACUAUUAG
Torulaspora delbrueckii is the source of this 2277-nucleotide messenger RNA. It is a transcript of the gene YPP1, whose product is annotated as Ypp1p. The transcript has a single exon. NCBI's taxonomy places the organism in Eukaryota, Fungi, Ascomycota, Saccharomycetes, Saccharomycetales, Saccharomycetaceae. Bases 1 to 2277 code for a protein of 758 amino acids. The record is from RefSeq and is a predicted model, not a curated record. Gene Ontology annotation, molecular function: protein binding.